This is a messenger RNA of Euleptes europaea (tarantolino), 2093 nucleotides long. It is a transcript of the gene HEATR3, whose product is annotated as HEAT repeat containing 3. Lineage: Eukaryota; Metazoa; Chordata; Lepidosauria; Squamata; Sphaerodactylidae. The record is from RefSeq and is a predicted model, not a curated record. Gene Ontology annotation, biological process: ribosomal large subunit biogenesis; protein import into nucleus. The coding region runs from base 1 to 2022 and encodes 673 amino acids. The transcript has 15 exons.
AUGGGCAAAAGCAAGCCGCAGCGCUUCCGCCGGCCGCCCUCCUCGCCCGCGGGGGAGCCCAGGCCGGCGGGCGGCCAGGCCGGAGCAGGGGAAGCGGCCGCGGCCGCCGAGCUGCUGCAGAAGCUGCAGCACCCGAGUGCCGAUGUGAGAGAAUUUGCUUGUGCCAGCAUUUCCAAACUCCUGCAGCAGAAGCAGACAAUCCCGGCCUUUGUCCAAAGGGAUGUUGUCCGAUGUUUGGGGCCCAUGCUGCUCGAUCAGAGCCUGGCGGUUCGAGAGACGGCUACGGGGGCACUUCGCAAUCUCAGUGCCUGCGGAGGAUUUGACGUCUGUGACGACAUGGUUACGAAAGACGUCAUGACGCCCCUCGUGGCUCUGCUGAAGCAGUGCCAGUCGGGGCUGGAAGAGAGCAACGGCUCCGUGAAAGAGCCCAAAGACACAGUCAAGAACUAUACUGAAGACAUAGCCAACGAGGCCGUGAACCUGUUGUGGAAUGUGUGCGAAUGCAACAGUACAGCUGUCUCCAUAUUCAACAGAGAAGGAUGCCUGAACAUCGUGCUCCAGUAUUUGAAGAGGUUUCAGACAAAUGUGGACCUGGCUAUUGCAGUGGCCUCUUGCUUGCAGGCCGUCACUGAAGAUAACCCGGAUCUGCUUUCGUCCUUCGAUGCUUCCGUGCACCAGUUGCUGGAAAUGGCUAUGGCGUCGUCGGACAAAACUAUGGAGCACGUUCUUCUGCGGACGCUGGUGGCAGGGGUACUUUGGAAUAUAAAGAGCACAAUACCCUCUGGGAGCCAAGCAGGCACGGUAAAUGCUAUCCUGAAGACCCUCUCGGAAUGCUUAGUGGUGGACGCCGGUGAAGUGGUGAUCCGGAUGAAGGAGGAGGAAACGGAACGAUUGAAAACGUCGGCGGAGCUGGGAAUGGAGGGAAGUGUGGGCGACGGGGGCAGCGUGGUGGUGAACGAGGACGAACCGAUGGAAGAAACACCCCCGAAAAACACUAAAGGGAAAAAUGACAUUUCAGAUCUCCUUCCAUGCAGUAACCAGGAGCUGAAACAGGCAACGGCUUUACUCCUGGCUCAACAGACGGCUCUGGAAAUCAUCGUGAACAUGUGCUGUAAUGAGGAGCCCUCCGAUGAUGAGUGGGAAGAGCUCUCCAGUAGCGACGAAAGUGAUACCUUCUUGGAAAAUUCCUGCGAAGAAGGCGGGAAACUGAUGUCACCUCUUUGCCUUUCCGCUGAGGUUCACACAGCUCUCAUGAACCACCUGGUUCCAAAGAAGAUACUUGAAAGAACGGCUUUCCCCAACAGUGUCGCUGUUGACAUCUGUACACGCAGUCCAGCUUGGAAGCCGCUUAUUAAAAAGUUGAACAUGGUGCAAUAUCGGGCUCUGACCUGCCUCCACAGCAUCUUGUUGGUGUCGGACGUGGACUGCCUCGGGGGAGCUUCGGUCCUCCAGUCGCUGGCGCAGCACCUGUCCCAGUUGAUUUUCUCACAGCCAGAGUUUUCUAAACAAACGGAAUUCCUGGAAGCUGUCACCAGUGCGUUGCGGGCUCUUUUGCAAAUGAUGGUGUCUCAUAACAUACCUCAGUGCACCACUCCAGAACAACUGAUGACUUUGUGCGAAGCUGGUAUUCAAAGCGACAACAUUGGCGUUCGGGUCAACGUCGUCAGCAUUCUGGGAAUCGCUGGCAGUGUGCUGUCCAAAUUGGAAGACACUGUGGAAACACUAAAGAUGAUCGGGAAAUUCCUCCUUGAGGUUGCGACGAAAGACCCUUCCCUGGUGGUAGCGGGCGAAGGCCUGGAUGCCCUUUUUGACGUCUUCGCUGAUGGAAAAGAAGCCGAGAAGGCGGCAGAGCAAAUCGAACUGCGUCCUGCACUUAAGGCGUUCCAGCCAGUUUUCAAAUUGCGAAUGCGAAAAGAAGGAAAAGGGCAUUACAGCACAGAUCAGUUGUGUGUGCUGGACAACGUGAAGCUGAAUUUAAGAAGAUUUAUUGCCUAUCUAGAGACGCUGGAGAGGAACAAAUAACUUAGAAUUCUAUUUAGAGAAACCCUGUAAAGCUCUAUUUUUAUUAUUGUUUGUUAAAUAUUGUAGUCUUA